Molecule: messenger RNA, 4801 nt
Organism: Carassius carassius (crucian carp)
Lineage: Eukaryota; Metazoa; Chordata; Actinopteri; Cypriniformes; Cyprinidae
Product: ninein-like
Exons: 25
Coding region: 220-4047 (1275 amino acids)
Biological process (GO): centrosome-templated microtubule nucleation; centrosome localization; microtubule anchoring at centrosome
Cellular component (GO): centrosome; pericentriolar material; ciliary transition fiber
Molecular function (GO): calcium ion binding
Source: RefSeq, a predicted model, not a curated record
UCAAAAUCUCAAUGACCGCCCCAUUAUAACAGACAAUGUUGCACACUGACCCGAGGAUUUAGCGAAGAGGCACCACAUUCACAGCUUCAGCUCCAGCAUCAGAUCCAAACACACACAGAUCGGGUCAGUUUGUGCGCGAGCUCCGGAUCAAACUAAUGGACUUAUAGCCGAGUAACGGAGAGAGAGAGAGAGAGAUCGCGCAUCUGUGAGGAAAGGCUGAUGGAUGGAGCGAGGGACCAGUAUGAGGAACGAUUGAAAGAGGUCUUUGAGAGUUUUGAUGGCAGUGGUUUGGGCUCUCUGAGUCCUGAAGAACUGACCGAUCUCUGCCGGGCCCUUCAGCUGGAGGAGAACACACUGAACACACUCUUACACACACUGCUGGAGGACCAGAUCCAUGCACGGGUUGAUUUUGAACAGUUUAAGGAUGCACUGAUCCUUGUGUUAUCAAGCACAAACACAAGCGAUCCAGAAGAAUGUCUUGAACGACCAGAUUCCCCAGAAGUCCAGCCACGCUUUGUAAAGGGCAGUAAGCGCUAUGGCCGACGCUCUGCUCCAGAGUUCAUUCAUACGCAGACUGAUUCACACACACUGGCUGAAGAUGAGGAGCGGAAGGAUGAAGAUGCUCAAGAGAGCGAUGACAGGACUGUACCCAGGAAACGUGAGCGCUGGAAUGCUGACAUAAGCAUUUCUGAAGAGUUUGAAGCAGAAGGUCAGCUGCACCUCUGGAACCCAGAUGAACCCAGCACACCACGUGGCAAUGCAGUGCCACUCUGUGACCUGGAGGAGCAUUUGCAUAACGCUUGCCAUCAGCUCUCUCUGCCCAUAAACGGCACGGCCACACUGCAACAGCUACACACACUCUGCCAGCACAUAGGCAUUGAGGUGGGCGAGGAUCAGUUGCAGUGUACUGAUGAAAACGCAAUGGAUGUACAGGAGUUCAUCUCAUGCAUAAUAAACCACAGCAAACCACCCACACCGUCAGUAUCUACACCCUACAGACAAUUAAAGAGACUCCAUUCCACUCAGUUUGAUGAGUCGGGCCGUAGGAUCUCAUGUGCUUUGAGCAGUACAAUCAGUCUGCGGGUGUUUUCAGAUUUAGAUGAUGGAUCGGGACACGCUCCUGUGGAAUCUCUGCUUUACAGGUGGAUGGAAGAGGGAGUGGACAAAAGCUCAGAGAUCUUACAGGCUCUGGAUUUUAAUGUGGAAGGUAAAGUGAAUCUGUCAGAGCUGACCGUUGCUUUAGAGAAUGAGCUGCUGUGCACUAAGAACUCAAUCCACCAGGCGGCGCUAGUGAGCUUUAAGGCAGAAAUCAGACAUCUGCUUGAGUGUGUUGACCUGGAAAGGCGUGAGAAGGAGAGGAUUCGCUUUGAUCUGGACAAAGCAGAGAAACUGAAAUCUCAGCUGGCGUCUGAAGUCGACGACCACCAUGCUGCCAUUGAGCGCAAUAACGAACUCAACCUCCGGAAAUUGGAGCAGCAAUAUAAAGACAGUAUGACCACUCUGAGGGCAGAGCUUAGUAAAGAGGUGGAGCUUGUGCAGCAGCAGGCCAAUCAGCAGCGAGAUGAGCUUGAACAGGAAAUUGGCAAGAUGAGAAAUGAUGAAACCUUCCUACGAGAGCAUCUAUCUCUCACCAUUAAAGAAAAUGGUCGUCUGGAGUCAGAGCUUAUUGAGACCACAGAGAAACUGGUCGAGGCAGAAAACCAGUUGAACAAAGUGCAAAAAAAUCUGGAUGGUGUUUUGAAAGAGAAGUUUGGUGAUUUGGAUCCAGACAGUGCAGAGUUUUACCAGCAGGAGGAGCGUCAGAGACAGCUGCGCAGGAGCUACGAGGAGCAGUGCAGGGAGUUGCAGGAUCGUAUAGAUGAGCUGGAAGCUCAGCUGGAGGAAUAUCAGACUUCUGGCCACACACCCUCAAAACGUCCCGGACUGAGCCUGUCUGAUGAACUGGCCAGCAAGAGUCCAGACCCAGGUUCUCAGGAGCAGCAGCCAUUAAACAUGAGUCUAGAGACGGAGAUGUUACUGGAGCAGCACCAACGAGAGAUAGAAAACAUCAGGGCAAUGGUUUAUGAAGAAAAACGCAGUGCAGAGGAGGAGAGGAGUCAUCUCUACCUGCAGCACCAACAGGAGGUGCAGGUUUUGAGGGAAGAGCUUGCAAGAGAACAAGAGAGUGUGAACCGAUUGGAGCAGGAAAUUUCUGCCCUCAAGACUCUCCACCAACAGGAGCUUCACUCUCUCACGCAGGAGGCGCAGGAUGCCAGAAGCCAUGCAGAGCAGCUGGAAGCAAAGGUGAAUGUUUUGGAGGAAAAACAGUCUGCCUAUGAGGAGCAGAUAAGAGUGCAAGCUGAGGAGGUGAAUUUGAUGGAAUUAAAGCACCGGGAGGUGCUGGAGGCCAAUCUGCAGGAGCAGAGAGAAAGACUGCAAGAAGAGAAGGAAAAGGAGGAGAAGAGGCUCAAGGAGCAGUGGAAAGAAGAGCAAAAGAGCCAUGAGGAGGUGCUAAGUGCUCAGCUUGAGGAGAUGCAGCAUAAAACAGAACAGGAGUGUGUUGAGCUGGAAAAGAGGCUCAGGGAGGAGUGGGAGUGGGAGAGGCAGGAUUUAGAGGAGAACAGUAAGGAGGCAUUGCAAGCUUUGCUGGAGGAGAGAGAGCGGAGGCUCAAGGAGGAAUGGGAGCGGGAGAGGCAGGAGCUAGAGGAGAUCAGUAAGGAGGCACUGAAGGCCUUGCUUGAGGAGAGGUUUGAGAGGGAGAGGAGGCUCAGGCAACAGUGGGAUGAGGAGCGGGAUUCUUUAGAGAACAAACAUCACGCUUUGCUCCUACAGCGUUUGGAGGAGGAGAGGGAAAGCCUCCACUCACAGCAGGAGGAGACUGAGAGCAUUAUAAUGGAGCAUUGGGGGAGAGAGCGGGCUCAGCUGGAGAAACAGCAUGAGGGAGCACUUCAAGCCUGUUUGAAGCAGGAAAGAGAGCGACUGCAAGUAGAGAGAGAGGAGCAGGAGAGGAGGUGGCAGCAGGUGCUGAACGAGGAGCAAAGCCAGAUGGAGGUGGCGCACAGGGAGGCCAUGCGGGAGCUGAGUGCCAAACACAGGGAGGAGAGAGAAAGACUCAGCAGCCUUUUGGAGAAACUACGCUCAGAUAUUGCUGAACAGAGGAGUGAAGUUUGUCGACUGGCUAAAGAGAACAUCAUUCUGAGGCACAAGAUCUCGACAGUAAGAGAGGAGGACUUGAGAGAGAACCAGGAUGACCUGCGAUUACAUCACAUCAAGCAAGGGAAGAGAUCCGUACAAGCUCUUAGGAGACAGCUCUCUGAGCCUCGCCGCCUGGGACAGCAGCUAGAGGAGAAGAAUUUUUUAUUACAGCAGAAUGCAGAUCAUGUACUUCGACAUGCGCUCCAGGAAAUGAUACGUCAACAUGACAGCUCAGCCAAUGAGAAGAAUGGGUUGUGUGACCGGGAGGAGAUUGUCUCCAGAACAGAAAAGGAACUGCUUAGAUCGGAACUCAAUCGGUGCAUAGAAAAGGUCAUGUCACUGGAUUCAUCUUUACAGACAGUCACUCAGCAGAACGCUCAUCUCAAAUCUGACCUACGCAUCACACAGCAAGAAAGAGAUGCACUUAAACAGGAAGUGAUUUCUUUGCACAAACAAUUGCAAGCUGCCAAUGAGAAGUUGUUGGAGGUUUCCGUUGUGUCUGCUGGUCAGCAACAAGGGAGGCGUGUGUGGGCGGGGCUUUCUGAGCUGAUGGAGGCGGAGCAUGCCUCACUUACAGAGGAGAACCUACAACUCAAGCGACAGAUGAACGAGAUGAGUUCAGAGCUGCAGUCGUCAAAGGAGCAGAUCUGCCAGCUGGAGGCAUUAAGUUUGAAACAGAGAGGACUUGUGAAAUCUGCAGAAAAAGAAAAAUCAGCCUUGAAACGUCAAAUGGAGGCUCUGCAUGUACAGCUACUGUCAACAAAGAAUAAGGCUCAGCUGGCUGCAGUCUUGCCUUCAUCUCCUCUACAUUUGCCAGGGGAACAGAGAGGAAAGUACCAUAGCGACGGCCCAGACUUCAACAUGCAGGUGUAAGAACUGUGACAUCAUCAAUAACAGAAGAAUUGCAACCUGUGAGAUCACCUCCCCUUUGAACUCUGAUCUUUAGUCUAUAUGGUACAAUCACAGAAUCACUCCUGCCAGAUUUGGUUGUUCUUGUUUGGGUCAAUGUAGCUUUGCUGCUGGUAAUGACCUGAAUCUGCCACAAGGCAGCAUCAUGCUGCAUGUAUGCUGGCUGUGAGUUGUUUCCUCUUUGGUCCAGAUGCUGCCACACAUGGAGUAAAAUAGGAUUUUGACAUCAAUACCAUUUAAGGGCAGUACAAUCUAUGAUUAUGAAUUGAUUUUAAGAUCAUAAGACAUUUAAAUAAGCAGUAUUGUUUUAUUUGUUUUUAAGUUUGCACUGUUAUGCCAUCACAGUUUUAACAUGUGAUCCUGCACUUCAGUUGUAAUGGAUGAUUGUUCUGAGAUAAAUCUGUAUUGUUUCAUUUUAUUUUUUGUUUAGUUUAAUUGUAUUUAUUUAAACUUCAAUCCAUUGCUUAUCUACCUCUAAAUUGUUUUAUUGGACAUUUUGCAUCACUGAUUUAUAAUAAAUGAAUGGUGUUUAUUCAUUCAUUUAAUUUACAGAUUUUAUUAUUAGCUGAAUUCUGUUGGAUUUUUUACUGUUUAAAUGUGUUAUGUCCCUUAUUGAUGUGAAUGUGUUUUUAGAUAUAAAACAGAUCAAAUAAACUAUUAGGUGAAAUAUUUUGUGUACUGCAUUUAAGUUUAAUAAUAAUAAAAAGCUUUCUCUUAA